AUGUCGCGAUCUUUACGUUUAGACGCAUAUCUUAUUUCUAAAAAAAUCGAUGUUACACGAGAUUUUAAAAUAAAUAACAACAUCAUCGAAGAAGGAUUCUCGUCCCGACGUUGGACCUUCUUCUUUUAUCGAACAUCGAUAACUUUAACAUCACAUUUCACGACUUCAUCUCAAAAUAAAAAUCAAAACACUAUCUUUAGUUCAUCAUUUAAUACGUCUAGAACAACCGAUAAUUAUCUUUGUCAAAAAACUGCUAUAUAUGAAGCCAAGGUUUUAUUUCAUUUACAAGAUGAUGUUUUAUUGGAUACUUUCUGGGAUGAAUGGGUUCCUCAGUGCCGCGUUUUAAAAUAUAAUGAAGAAAAUCUAAACAAGCAACAGCAGAUUAUGAAUUCCCUGGAAAAGAAGAAUAAACCUGCAGAUUCUGCAGUUAGAAAAAAAGCUGGAGUCGUUGAAAAAGGAAAAAAAAGGAAGAGAGAGCUUUCUGUGAAGAAAACGGAUGAUAACGUUAAAAAGUUAAAAAUCAUAAUUGAUUUGCCUGAAACACUCAGAGCUUAUAUGGUCCAUGACUGUAACAAUAUAAAGUCACAAAUGUUUGUACCACUGCCACGAAAACCUACUGUUUCUGAUAUUAUAAGUGACUACCGGGCAUGGAGAUGUUUGGGUACUCGACUUUUGUAUCAAUUGGAGAGACAUCAAUAUAAAGAAAUGCGUGAUAAGUUUAAACAUUUGGAUAAUUCUCAAAUUUAUGGAGCUGAACAUUUAUUAAGAUUGUUUGGCAAUGGCCUUUCCAAAAUUGGUAUCAAGUAUAAAAGAUGUAACUCUUAG
Messenger RNA from Dentiscutata erythropus, 825 nucleotides. The record is from the annotation of a GenBank genome assembly. Lineage: Eukaryota; Fungi; Glomeromycota; Glomeromycetes; Diversisporales; Gigasporaceae.